Messenger RNA from Cucurbita pepo subsp. pepo (vegetable marrow), 1635 nucleotides. NCBI's taxonomy places the organism in Eukaryota, Viridiplantae, Streptophyta, Magnoliopsida, Cucurbitales, Cucurbitaceae. The record is from RefSeq and is a predicted model, not a curated record.
UUAGGAUCAUUCACGAGAGUUUCAAAUAAUAAUAAUAAAAUAAUAAAUACUACUUAACACGAAAGGAAGUCAUAAAAAGGUAUUCAUUGGAAUAGACAACAGACAACUCCUAGUGAUAUAAAUCAAAUAGGAUCAUUUCAUGAGAGUUUCAAAAACUUGGCCAACUCAAAAAGAUCUUUCAAACUUUCAGACUUGUCUAGUUGACUUUCUAUCCCACAGCCAAUAAAAAGCACUUCAAAGUUUGACUUUUGGUUUCAUGUCUGCAAUUUCAGUCAAACCAAUCCUCUUCCAAGAAGUUCUUGUCGGUUCCCAAGUUUAUAAAUUUCGUUCUCCUUCACUUUUCCAAGGAAAAUCCGAUUCCUUUGUUCGUCCUAAAGCCUCAAAAUCCUCAUGGAGGUGACCGAAGAAGUUCAACUUCACACUACAGGUACAAUAUUUUUCACUUCUUAUAGGACGAAGAUAGAAACGUAAUGAUAUUUUGAGCUCGUGGAUUUUGAUCAGGUAACCAUAGAGACCAGAAUUCAAACAAAACCCGAAAGCUAGAACAAUACACGCGGUGGAUUCGCAUCGGGUUCUAUGCCCUUUUUCUCGUGUGUGGCCAAUCGGCUGCAACUCUCUUGGGAAGACUCUAUUAUGAUAAAGGAGGGAAUAGCAAAUGGAUGGCUACAUUGGUUCAAUCUGCUGGCUUCCCAAUUCUCCUUCCCCUCCUUUGUUUUUUCACCCAACCCACCAAAUCUUCCCCCAAACAGCCAAAUUUCCUCACAUUUGCCUUCAUUUGCUUUGCUUUUGGUGUUCUUUUGACAGGAGACAAUUUGAUGUAUUCUUAUGGCCUACUCUAUCUUCCUGUCUCUACUUACUCACUUCUUUGUGCAACCCAAUUGGCUUUCAAUGCACUUUUCAGCUUCUUCCUCAAUGCUCAAAAGCUCUCUCCUUAUAUACUCAACUCUCUCGUCCUCCUCACUGUCUCAGCUUCCCUUCUAGCUCUCAACUCCGAGUCCGAUUCCACAACUCAUUCGAGUAAAGGGAAGUACAUAAUCGGGUUCAUUUGCACACUCGGUGCAUCUGCGGCUUAUUCGUUGUAUCUUUGUCUUCUCCAGGUGUGUUUUGAGAAGGUUUUCAAGGGAGAAACGUUUGCCACGGUGUUGGAUAUGCAGAUAUAUCCUUCAUUCGUGGCAAGCUGCGGUUGUGUGGUCGGUCUUUUCGGAAGUGGUGAAUGGAGAGGUUUGGGAGAUGAGAUGAGGGGAUAUGGAGAAGGUAGAGUUUCUUAUGUGAUGACUUUGGUUUGGACUGCAGUGGCUUGGCAGGUCUCCUCCAUUGGUUUGUUGGGGUUGAUUUUUGAGGUGUCUUCGUUAUUCUCUAAUGUGAUUAGCACAUUGGCUUUGCCUGUUGUGCCAAUUCUAGCAGUGAUGUUUUUCCAUGACAAAAUGAAUGGGAUGAAGGCCAUGGCUUUGGUUUUGGCUCUUUGGGGAUUUGUUUCCUAUGUUUAUCAUAAUUAUCUUCAUGAGUCUAAAGCCAAGGCAACCUUACAGAGUGCUACUGAUAUCAAUGCAGUUUGAUAACAUGAUAAGUCUUAUGGUCAUGAACACGAGGGAGACGACGAACCACCUCCCUCCUUGAGGACGAACAAGAAGAAGA